GCGAACCAGGAUUGUUCAUGACUCAGGUGGACUCGGGCAGAGUAGCCUACAACGCUGGAGUCAGAAACGAAGAUCGUCUGCUCGAGGUCAACGGGGAGAACAUAGAAAGCUACACGCAUGACGAAGUGGUGGAAAAGAUCAAACUGGGAGGGAAAAGCGUCAUGCUCCUGCUUGUUGACAAGGAAACGGACAGUUUCUAUCGCAACAAAAAAAACAAGAUAGGAUCAUGGUUGGCAACAGUAAAGUUUCUCCCACUGCAACCGCGCUUCAUCAAUUUGACCAAAGGGUCUAAUGGAUAUGGAUUCCUGCUCAAAGAGGAUCCAGGCCAAGGAGGACACUUCAUAGGGGAAGUAGACAAAGGCAGCCCUGCAGAUAAAGCUGGCCUGCGGAAAAUGGACAGAGUUGUUGCUGUCAACGGGACGGAUGUGGACAAAUGCAGCCACAAACAGGUGGUGGACUGGAUCAGGCUAUGUGACAACACAUGCUCCUUCCUUGUGGUGGACAAAGACACGGACCAAAUGUACAAGCAGGGUAAGGUGUCUCCGAUGCUUUUCUGGGAGGAGAUGAAAGGUUCUAACUCCCCACCCAGUUACACCGAAGCUUUGAGCUUACCUGCUCCUGCCCAAACAUCCAUGGCUGGAAGAGAUAAAACGGAGGAACUGAGACCCAAACUGUGCAGAAUGGAGAAAACCUCUGCCGGUUAUGGCUUUCACCUAAACGGCAUUGAAGGGGUGCUUGGCCAGUACAUCACAGAGGUGGUGAAAGGCGGUGCAGCAGACAAGGCUGGAAUGGAGAACGACGACGUUGUGAUAGAGGUGAACGGUGAGAAUGUGGAGCAGAGCACCCAUGCUGAGGUGGUGAACAUAAUCCGCAGAAGUGGCAACACUCUGGAGAUGCUGGUGGCCAGACAGGAUGUCUACAAACAGCUCAAAGCCACAGGUGUGAAGACCACACCGCUUCUCCUUGGGGAGACCUUCAAGGGGAAAACUCGCACUGCAGAGUCUCCAAAACCAAACAGGGAAGAGGAAAAGCAGCAGCAGCAGGAGGAGGAGGAUGAAGCCAGGCCAGAAACUCCACCUCAACAGGAAAGACAGAGGACUCCCUCUGUGUCAUCAUCUUCGUCUGAAGACGGCAUCGACGAGAGACUCUGAAACGACGCCCAAAGGAACAAAUCCUAGAUGUGGCCGAAUCUGAAGAGUUUGUUUUUAAAGCUCUCUGAGCUUCACACAUUCCGGUGAAACAUACGGUAGUAAGAGAGAUGACAACAACAACUAAAAUAAUAAUAAUAAUUACAGCACUCGGACUGAGAAAUUGCCCACAAAAGCUGAUUCAUAGCAGAAUAGCUGCUAUGAAUCAGCAUAGCAGCUAUUCUGCUAUGCUGAUUCGCUGCUGCUGGCGACAGUUCGCCAGCAGCAGCAAUCACAUCCUGUGCAACCAGCUGUGAUUCCGUAUUUAUACGGAACUCCUGCAAGUUCCUCAUGGAACUUGCAGGGGAAAAAAACAUUUUGUGCCUUUAAGAAAAACUUCAGUGCUCUCCUCAUUCACUGAAACCUCAAGGAGGUGAUUAACCAAAAGGAUAAAUGCAACUUUAACUUGCAUACAUGUACUAUAUUCAUUCUCAUAACACAGACAAUGGCUGCAAGAAGGUGGCUACUAACCUAAACAAGUCCACAUCUACAGUCAAAGCUUAAAAUAGAUGGAGCUGUGACAAACAAAACUUGAAGAAACCAAAUGCUCUUUUACCAUUACACCCAGAAAGAAGGACCAUAAGUAAAAAAAUAAAAAUAAAAACUUGCUCCAUAAAGAUCAGGGUAAGAGAAUCAAAGCAAAGCUUUAGAUUUGUGAUCAAAUAAGAUAACACUUUAACAAAUUUUACACAUUUUUACCAAUGUAAAAUGGUAAAAAGGUGCCAAUAAAUGUUGAGGGCGCUGUAUUGUUUUGAUCAAAGCUUGUAUUGAUAUAUAGCCCCUUUUGCAAAACCUGAGAUAAUCGUUGUCAACAUAGUUUAAAAUCAUCUCUGUAUGCAGUAAACAUGUAUUUUCUUUCCUUUAUUUAAUAUUUGACAUGAAAGUUCACAUUUCUUACAUAAAAUAAAAAAAAUCAACACAUUCCAUCUGAGUAAAGGCUGACUUUUUGAGUGCCUGCUUUCUUCCCUAAUUGAAUGACAUAUCUGAACAU
Molecule: messenger RNA, 2178 nt
Organism: Poecilia latipinna (sailfin molly)
Lineage: Eukaryota; Metazoa; Chordata; Actinopteri; Cyprinodontiformes; Poeciliidae
Product: putative PDZ domain-containing protein PDZK1P1
Exons: 5
Biological process (GO): protein localization to plasma membrane
Cellular component (GO): apical plasma membrane
Molecular function (GO): protein-membrane adaptor activity; protein binding
Source: RefSeq, a predicted model, not a curated record